GAGAAGGGGGCGUGGCCGGUCGCGUGACCGCGCUCGCGCUCUCCGAGGGGGGGCGGGGGGCCCAAGAGCCGCGGCGGCGUCUUGCUCGCGCCAAGAUGGCGGACGAGGGGAGCGAGGGGCUGCCGCGCUCCGUCCUGCCGGGCCCGCUGAGGGGCGGCAGCUCCGGGGGAGGCGGCGGCGGCGGCGGCUCGGGCUCCUUGUCGUCGUCGUCGUCAGCAGCGCCGGCUCCCUCCUCCUCCUCCUCCGUCGCCACCGCCACCACCACCCCCCCGGCUCCCCCUCAGCCGCCGCCGCCUCCCGCCCCCCCGGCGGGGCCUCGCGUGGUCCGCAUCGUCAAGUCGGAAUCCGGCUACGGGUUCAACGUGCGCGGGCAAGUGAGCGAGGGCGGGCAGCUGCGCAGCAUCAACGGGGAGCUCUACGCGCCGCUGCAGCACGUCAGCGCCGUCCUGGGCGGGGGGGCGGCCGAGCGCGCCGGGGUGCGCAAAGGGGACCGCAUCCUCGAGGUGUGAGUACGGGGGGGCGGGGCCGGGGAGGGGAGGGAGGGGGGGAGGGAGGGUCCCCGAAAACACACGCACCUGCAGCUCCCACCUUUCUCCACAUGCGUGUGCGUGUGUACACACCAACACGUGUGCAGCGUGAGGCUGUGCACCCCGGAGUUUUAUUGGCGUGCGUGUAUGCAUCUGUAUAUACACCCAUGCAUGCAUAUAAUUCAGAGCAGCCUCUCCCCCCUUUCUCCACAUGUACACACAAACACGUGUGCAGCGUGAGGCUGUACACCCCAGAGUUUUAUUUGCGUGCAUGCGUGUAUAUGCAUAUGUAUAUACACCCAUGCAAAAGGGACAGCAGCCUCGAGGUGUGAGUAUGGGGGGCAGGCCCCCCAAAACACACACCUGCAGCUCCCCCCUUUCUCCACAUGCGUGUGUGUGUGUAUACACCAACACGUGUGCAGCGUGAGGUUAGACACCCCGGAGUUUUAUUUGCGUGUGUGUGUAUAUAGAUAGAUAGAUAGAUAGAUAUGCAGUAUGCAUAUGUACCCAUGCAUGCAUAUAAUUCAGAGCAUCCUCUUCCCCCUUUCUCCACCCGUGUGUGUGUACACACCAACAUGUGUGCACCGUGAGGCUGUACACCCCUGAGUUUUAUUUCCGGGCCUGUGUGUAUAUGCAUCUGUAUAUACACCCAUGCAUGCAUAUAAUUCACUUCUGUUCUUCAGACUCAUCAAAUGCCACAGCUGAUGCCUCCACUUAGGGGUCUCACCCCUGCUACCUGCAAAUCCCAAUUUUAGAUCUCUUCCCUGUUUUUUCACUGUGGGUCUGUGGCUCCUGAGUUUAUGCAUAGGUUCAGUUGUGUUGAUAAGACUCUGCCUUAUCACUAGCACUGUCCUUUCGCAGCGCCCACACAAGCACACAUGUGUAGAGGGAGUAUAUGUUUAUGCCUGAGCUUAUGUCUAUAUAUUUAGCUGUGUUUUGAUGCUGAAGAUGGUGCUUCUUAGUAUCAUGGCGCCAUUCAAGAUUUGCACCACAGGUGAGGGGAUGCAUUUAGUGUGCGUAACCUGCCACAAUUAUUUAUUGUUUGUUGAUUUCACCAAAGUUAUAUACUACUUGGUUGUAAUAAAAUCUCCAAGUGGCUUAUAGUUAUGUAGUCAUGUUCUUCAUAUAUCUAUAUAUGUAUCUGUGUGCAUGUACUCCCAGAGCAUAUAUAUAUAUAAAAUACAUUUUACUUUAUAUAUAUAUAUGUAUGUUAGGGGGGUGUGCAGUAGGCCCCCCCACAGUUGCAUUUGCUAAGUUAUACGCAGAGUAGGCCCAUUGAAAUCAUAUCGACUCAAAUUAGCCAAGUGCAUUGGUGUCAGUAGGUUUGCACUGAGGAUGACUUAGCCAGAUACGACCCAUAUAUAGACAUGCAGAAAGAGUCUUGUGAAGCAUUGAAGGCCAAUAAAUUUAUUAAGUCUUAAUAAGUCUUAAUGGGCUUAUGAGGGGCAUCUGAUGCAGUGGACCGAAGUCUAGCGAAGCUUCUAUGUCCCAAUAAGCCAGCUUUCAAAUUCCACAAUACUUUUUUUUAAAAAAAAAGCUUAUUCUAUAGGAAGCCAGCACAGCUAACCCUCUGGGAAACAUACCUAGUUUCAGAGUAAAUAAUAGAUCACACUACAUUUGUUUUUUCACUACAGCUGAGAUUUGUUGGGCAGGCGGUGGAUUGUUCCCACCACAUCAUAUGCACACUAUUUUUAUAACCCAUUUCAAAUUAUGUAAUCAUAUUCUCUCUUUCUGUUUUAAAAAAAAUACAUUCUUGCAGCACACCAUAUAGCUCAUACUCCUUUAUAUUCAAGAUUUCCUUUAAAGGUGAGGGGAUAUGUGGAGCUCCCCAUCCUCUUGGGGGCAACCCAUCUACAAUUAUAUAGAAAUGUUCCUCACAUAUUGGGGGGGAUACCAUAUUGUGUUGCUACUUGCAUCCUGGCCUGUUCAAGGUUUUCACUAUAGUUGAGGGGGUAUUUGGGGGCAAGGACACCCACUCAGAAGUUUUAUUCCAUUAUUCCCUCUUUGGAAAUGAAAAAAGUUUGAUGCAGUAUUCUGAGAUUAUAUCAGGCUGAGCAAAGGAAUGUUUAGGUUGUGGGAGAAGAGUUCUCUACUUAUGGUUUAUGUAGCAAUAUUCUCCCUCUUAAAGGAAAUGUGUAAGGGUUUUUCAGAUUACAUCAUUGCUGCUUUAAACUUUCUUCUACAGGCGCAUUUCACUUUGGUAUAAACCACCCACAAUUCAUACAGCAAAAUUCUAAAGUUGAUUUAUUACCUCCCCAGAGGACCGCAUACAGCACUCUCCCUCGUAUAUCUAGGAUUUCCCUAUAACUGCAAGGAGAGAUAUGGGGAGCCCCCCUCCCCAUUCCUCCACCAGCAGCUAAUAUUGUGAUACAUUGCAUCAGAGAUAAUGCUACUCUUUAGAAUGGUUGGUUCAAGACUGGCUACAGCUGUAGGGGAUGGAUAUUAUUAAUAUACAGUAUUACCAUAUGUCUUAAUUGUUUUUCAUGGCCUAUUCAAGGCUUUGUUUUAGCUUCAGGCUUUUAGUCAUUUCCAGAUUCCUCUUUCCCUGCAUGUUAAUGAAAGAAAAGUGAGUGUAAUGUUAUAAAAUGUAGGGAGUUGUUUGUUUUUUAAAUCCUACCUUUCUUCCAUCAUGGAACCCAAGGCAAUGGGGUGCAUGGGGUUCCCAGGGAGUCUUCUAUUAAUACACUGCUCCAACCCAGGCCUGGUUAGUGGUAGCCCCCUGUACCUUCAGACCAUACCCUAUGUGGGAUCCUUCACUUGGAGACACCUUACUCACUCGCCUGUUCUCAUAAGCGCCCCUCUUUUUUCUAUUAGACAGGUAAAAAGAAGAUUUGACAGUCAGCAGGCAGGGUUGGAAUAUAUGCCUGUGUGUGGCCUUCCUUCCCCAAAGGGAUGAUUAAGGGGGUAUUGAAUACAGAUGAAAACUGGGAGCCCCUUAUUAUCCCCCCCCCCAGUUAUAAGUUGGAGAAGCUUGAUUUUGAUUUAUUUAUUUUUUAACCACCCUGUGUAACUGACUUUAGUUUCCGCUGAACGUAACAUUUUUUUUGUUCUGCUGUGGCUGAUUCCCCUCCUUCUCUCCUAGAAGAUGGUUAUGUUGCUACUGGGACUUUAUGAAGCGUAAGCUGCCUUCAGAAUUUCAUGUUAAUAAGAUAAAAGUUGGGGGGGUGUACAGUUUUAUUGGGGGCCCUGUCUUCUCUUAGAGGCAAUGCCCCCGCCCCCAAGUAUCAUGGGCAAUCUCUACCUUCUUGAAUAUAAUGGUAUUGGUAGAUAUUUUCAUUAAGUAGGGUUGCUUUUUAAAAAAUGAAAAUAACCAAUCUACUCUACCAACGUGGGCUGCCAUACGUUUGGAUUUUCCCAGACAUUUCAGCGAUUUCCGCCCGGACACUGCUUAAGGGGGCUGACUACCAGACAUACGGCAACCCUCCAUUAAGAAGCUCCUGAUUCAGUCUAUUCCCUCUCAAGCUCUCCCCUCAAUCAUCACCUCCAUGAAGAUGGAAUAGAGAGGAGGACUUGUGUCCAGGAAGUGUCUUUAUCUCCUAGCAGGUUAUCCAUGAAACCGUUGCAUUGAAAUGGUCCUGCUUAAUAAAGCCUGAUAUUCCCUGACAAAAGUAGCAGAAAAUGUUUCUCAGUAUUCUUUGGAUUGGAGGCAGUUCUCCCAACCUGGUGGUUUUUUUGUGUUGCAGCCAACCGAGUUCUACUUAGAGAAGACGAGUUGAAAUUAGUGGACUUAAGUUGUAUGGAUUUCAAUGAGAGUCUGUUCUUGAGUAGGACUAGCACUGCUUGCAACACUUGGGAGCGGAUUUAUUGGGUGUGGGUGCAACAGUUAGAAACAAGAUUGAAGCACUUCUGUUGCUCUCUGAUCAAUGUCUUGUUAGGACUGGUGUACAAGUCAGCUGGUCUUUUUCUGUUUCUUCCCCUGUUCAGAGCAAACCAGUUCCUAAGAACGUCUGUUUCAUUUAAACGUUUUUGUUGAACAUCGACAAAGAGUGUCUAUUUAACAGGAGAAUAUGAAGAGUUUUGUAGCAGUUGGAAGGAUGUGUUGGACGUGCUGAGUUUGGAUUCCCUUACUGGCUCCGUGAAUUAAAAUGUUUUGGUCCAUGGGAUGGCUAAAAAGAUUGCCUACAGGGCCAGCUUCUCUGCAAGACCAGUUACCCUCCUUACUAGUGGGUGCUUUGAGUUUUCUGUGCUGAGUGAGUUUGGGAGAUGUCAGCAGAAAGGGGAAAAAAUGUGUCCUCAUUUUAGUCUUGUUAGUUGGGCAAUGUUCCCAUGAGCUGGAGAAAAAGUCACUGGUUUUUCCAUUGCAUGAAUUAAACCCAGCAUGGACAGCUUUCUUAGUCAACCUUGGGUGGGGAUUUUCGUUUUGCAUGCUGCUGGCUUGGCGGACGAUUUGUUCCGGUGCUUGGCAGUGGCCUAAGGUUGCAGUGCCUGCGUGGAAUAGGGUCACUUCCAUUUAAGAAGGAGAAGAGGUGGUUUGUGCUGUAAAAUGAGGAAUUAGGUCAGUGCGAGGUUGCCACUAACGUGGCCUAGAACAGCAAUAUAGCAGCUUCAGGGGUGGGGUUGUGGGGAAACGAAAAAUGAUAUUGGACCUUUCAUAUCUUCCGGGAUUCUGCACCUGACCGAACACAUUUGGCGUUUAAGCUUCUGUGGAUGCACAAAUUGGGUCUUACUAAACUCACCACGGAGAUCAAAACAGGACUCUUUCUCAUGCGUUGGAAGUGUCGAAUAUACUCCCUAUUUUGGUCAUACUGGUGGUUUAUAGACAUUACUGAAUCUUUCCAUACAGAAAACUUUUAACUUGUCAUCCUUCUCUGAGGAACACCUCAGAAGGACUUUGUUGCUGUCUGAAUAUUUGCACAUGCAACCGAGCAUGUAUGGCUUUAAAACAUUUUGCUUGUUCUGUGAUUUAUUCUGUGUAGCAUUAAUCCGUGUAGCAUUAAAGAUUGUGAACCCCUUAGCACAAUGAGAGGUUGGUCUUUUGCAGGACACCACCUGUUUGAUACUCUUCAGGUUCUUGUGAAUAAGCUCAGCAAGGGGUGUGACUUGGCUGGAGCUCCUGCUCCAUUUUCUAGGCAUGUGCAAUCUCUUCCCAUCCCCAUGGAGAAAUUCUGUGAGUCCUAUCUCAUGUUGCAAGUCAGCCCUGCCCUUAAUUUUGCCCAAUCCCUCUCCUCGGUCUGUAAUAGGAACAUGCUACUGGUUCCCUACCUUAACAGUGUUGCUGGAUCAGGGCAGUGGCUCAUCUAGUCUGACGUCUUGUUCUCACAGUGGCCGACCAGAUGCCUUUGGGAGCCCGCAAGUAGGACCUGAGUCCAACAGCACACUGCCCACCAGUGAUUCCCAGCAAAGUGGUAUUCAGAGGCAUGCUGCCUCUGAGUCUAAACUGAAUCACGCCAUAUAAAUGCUCUUACAAUGAUGAUUUAAGCUAGCCCUGGGAAAGAUAAGACUCCGUUUACUGGUACUGAAAGGUGAAUAUGAGCCUUUUUGUGUAUUUUAAAGUUGCACUUAAAAUAUCUAAAGCCUUCCCAGGAAAUGUAGCCCUGAUUUCUUCUUAUACAAGUGAAACAGCACAGAGUUGAAGCUGGCAUGCUUUUACACUGGAUGUAAUUUCUAGCAUUCAAAUCACUGAGGUAGUGGUGAUCAGAGGGAGAAUGGCCCUCCCCUCUCACACCUUGCAUGCCUGUGGGUAAUGUGGCAUGAUCUUAACUUGGCUUUGGAGGAUGACGCUUGUGAGCUGUACCCAAUGCUAGUCCUACUUGUAGUGGACCCAAUGAAAAGGAUGUUCUUGAACCCAUGAAUUACAGUGGGUCUCCUCUAGAACUUAGUUGGAGACAAACCCUGUGGAUUUCACCAAGGGCCUCCAGCCUUUCCUGCCCACCUCCCAUCACUUUGAAUACUAUUUAGGUCCAAAUCCUUCAACUAUUAUGGUCAUGAUCUGGCCCUAUUCUUUAAGAUUGGGUGUGGGAGCAAGUCAAGCCCUUAUUGCAUGAGAGGAAGUGAUGUAGGGCUCUGUGUGCAGGGCCAUCCCACCCGUGAGACAAGAUGAGAUGACCGCCUCAGGCAGCAGGGUCCAUCUGGCCUCCAAGGAAUGCAUCUCUUACAGCAGAGGUGGCUGUGGCAUGCUGCUUAGAGGCUGGAUCUUCUGCUUCCUUGGCAUCCUUCCCAGUGCCCCCUCCACAGUGGCCUCUUGGCAAACAGGCACUGUUGCUGGUCUCCUCCCACCCCUAGGGAGGAAAUGGCAGGGGCUGCCCUCUGGAGUCCCCAGGGCUCUGCUCGGUGUGAUUCAGGGCCCUCUCCUCCCUUGUUCUCGAUGUAGAUCUUGAUUCCCUGCUUGUUCCCUGUGUAGAUCUUCACUGACCCCUUCUUCCUUGGCAGGUGGGGGGCAGGACGGGAUGAGAUGCCCCUUUGUGGUUUGCCUCAGGUGCCAAACUGUCUUGGACCAAAUGAUGCGUUGUAUCCAGCUAGGUUAUCCUCUACGGAUAUCAGGGGGCCCAAGUUAGCCACGUCCUUUAAUCUCAGUGGGUUCACACUGUGCUUGACUAACCCUAGGAGUCAGAGUCCAGGAAACUUAAAUAAACAGAAGAGUUUUAAAGAUUGUUCCUGUCUCUGCCUCACAAAUUCCUACCCAGUUGGGGAAGUCAGAUGCUUGUGUGCCCUGUUUACAGGCUUGCUAAAGAUAUCUGGCUGGCCACAUAUGCAAGCAAGUAGGCAGGGCUAAGAGAGAUCUUUGGACUUGUCCACCAGUCAUUUCUUGAUAUACACAUUUUUUAAAAAUCAAAAGUUUUGAAUUUCCUGGCCUGGGAAAUUUGCAGCAACAAAUGUCAUCUAAUCCAGUGGCUGUCAGCAAACAGUUUAGAGAAUGAGUUGUUCUUUUUAGUAGUGUCUGAUGGAAAGUACUGGAUAUUUAGGAUGCACUUGAGAACAAGAUAGUUUUUGUUUAGCAGCUAGGGAUAUGGCAGGAUUAGGCAACCAGUGUACAGAACAACAGGUGUUUCUUGGAGGAAACAAGAACAAACUUUCAUGUUGACUAGUAUUCAUCGAAGAGGCACUAUUCAGUGAUCAAGACCUAUAUAUUUUAGAACAGAGGUGGAAAAUCUUCGGCCCCCCUUCCAAAUGUGGCCCUCAAUGCCUCUCUGUCUGGUCCUCUGGACUUCCUCCAGGUCAUGAAUCUCCCUGACUUAGCGCCUUCCUCAAAUGAUUUUGCCUAGCUGGAAUGUGUCCUUCAAAAGCUUGCCUGGAUGAAAGACUGAAGUGUGUGGGAACUUCUGCUUUUCCAUGGCUGGAAUGCACCUUGCUGCACAAAGAUUAGAGUCACCUUGAUUCCCUGUCUGGGGGGAAAGGUGAGAAACGAAUGAAUGAAUGAAUGAAUGAAUGAAUGAAUAAUACAAUAGGUUGCUUAUGAGGUAAUGCGACCCUGAGGCUGGAAAAAAGUUGUUUGCUUUAGAGGAAAAACCCUGGAAUCAUGAUUUACAAUCAAUAUCCGUAAGCAUAGGAAUGAUUCCUUUUUUACAACAAGUGUUAUAAUUUCAGCACCACUGAUGGCGUUUUGCCACGUCAACAGGUGCCAUUGUGCUAUUAAUUUCUGAGUUGCAGAAGUUAACAAAAGUUCACUCUACGUGACAUAAAAUCUACUGAGGGCACUUUUCUUGCUUUCCUUUGCCCCAGUUUCAUUCUGGUUAUUGUGACCGUUCUGCUAGGUUCUGUGCCUCGUUCCCAAGAGCCAUGUGCCCCACUUCUAAGAGACCAGACUGAGGAGUUUGCUUUCCCAGAAGUCUUGUUUCCAGCUGCUAAAUAGUCUGCUGCUCUUCUGUGGCUUCUAAGCUGAAGGUGGGAUGGUGCUUUGCAGUGGGCCAGGGGGAAACACGUUCUUUCCCCUGGUAGGCUGGUGACACAUAGGGAUGCAGUUAGGCAAGGUAAAGGUAAGGGGACCCCUGACCAUUAGGUCCAGUCGUGGACGACGCUGGGGUUGCGGCGCUCAUCUCGCUUUAUUGGCCAAGGGAGCUGGCGUACAGCUUCUGGGUCAUGUGGCCAGCAUGACUAAGCCGCUUCUGGCGAGCCAGAGCAGCGCACGGAAACGCCGUUUACCUUCCCGCUGGAGCGGUACCUAUUUAUCUACUUGCACUUUGACGUGCUUUCGAACUGCUAGGUUGGCAGGAGCAGGGACUGAGCAACGGGAGCUCACCCUGUCGCGGGGGUUCGAACCGCCGACCUUCUGAUCGGCAAGUCCUAGGCUCUGUGGUUUAACCCACAGCGCCACCCGCGUCCCUACAGUUAGGCAAAGUGGUGAAUAAUUGUUAGCUGGCAUCGUAAUCCUCAUCCCCAAAAUUUAUAACUUGCAAAAAUGCCUAAAGUAUUCUGGGCAUUGACAGGAAGAAGACAUACUGGUCCCUGCAUACAGCAGAGAGAAAGUGUUGAUUUAACCCAAGCCAGACCCUUGGUCCAUCUAGCUUAGACUUGUCUACACUGACUGGCAGCAGCUCUCCCCACCCUACACAGAGAUGCCAGGGAUCAAACCUGGGUGCCACCUCUUUGCCCAUUUGCAGUCUAAAAAAAAUAAAAUUUAGAGAGAAGAGGGGAUUUGGAGGGGGGACCUUUGCACUGGAGAGGUCAGAGUGUUUCUUUUAAAGUAGAACCUUUGCAAUAAUUAACCCGCGGGGAGGAAAAGGAAUUGCCUCAGAACACCAAGAAGGAAAAACAAAAGUUUUGAGUCACUUUGUAAAGCGGAGCAAAGGAGACAAGAAAGGGGAGGAGGCCAGGACAGGUAGGGCCAAUUGAUGUUGUAGUCCAGUAACAGUGGGGCGGAGACAAAGGCAGAGCAAAGUCUCCAGAGUUCACAUUCUGCGUGCAGGAAGUCCCCUGGCAUCUCCAGGUUGGUGAAAGCCUUUGCCCUUGGACACUGGAGUAGAUUACACAUGCCAGGCCAGCCUUCCCCAGUAGCUGACUGGGGGCUGUUGGGAGUCAUAGUCCAAAACAUCUGGAGGGCACCAGGUUGGGGAGCACAGGGCUAGGGGACCAGUGGCCUGCCUGAUAAGACAGCUUCCCACACCCAUAAGCUUCCAGACAAGGAGCCUUCCUGGCCCCCCUCCAGAGAUGAUUGAACUGCCCUGGCAGCCAGAAUAUUGAACCCUCCAGCUUGAAAGCCCCUUUGCUUCCCAUCCUGUCCUUGUUGCACACAGCGAAUCAUGAGGUCACCCGCUUGCCUGUGCAACAGAACAAAAGCUAAACUCUUUAUCAUGCAGUACAAAGAUACCCGUCCUUUAAAGGCUGGUUUUUAAUUUUGCCGGAGCUGCUGCCGGGAGCAUACAAAGUGGAGGGUCUCUGUUCUUUCGGAGUCGCUUCUGAUAACAGAACUUGCCCUUCUGUGCACUGUGAAGGGAUCUAGUAAGGUCCCCCACCAGAUAGGAUGACGAUAUUCCCUUGCAGUCCUGCUCGGUGGCUCUGCCAUUACUGGAGUGGAAUUGGCAGCAGCGGCCCCCCUGCUCCCACACCCGUGCCAGUAAAUGUGACUUGGCUCAUAAAUCCUGGCCGCUCUCCUUCUUCCCCUUCUUGGUUUCUCUUUCUUUUUUUACUGUUCCGCUAUCAGCCGAAAGCCCUUGAGGGAGGAUCGUAAACCAUUCCUGCGUUCUGGGCAUCACCUCCUUGUAGAGUGGAUAGGUUACUUAAUAGGAGGGUGUCAGGCACCUUGAAAAAGUUAUUGCGUGGGCAAAGCUACUUGAGGCAAGAUGACGCUUUCCUUUUCCUCCACCACCAGUGCCCAAGAUCUGGGAAACCUGGAUCCCUGCCCCAGCAGAGGUCCCUUACUGUCCUAUGUAGGAUUUGUGACAGUGAUUGCAUCUUUAAGGCCACACCACCCUGAUUUGUGGAGGAGGAGAAGAAGGUUGAAUAGUGCAGCUGCUCAGGCCCAUAUGAAUAAUAAUAAUAAUAAUAAUAAUAAUAAUAAUAAUACAGUGGUACCUCAGGUUAAGUACUUAAUUCGUUCCGCAGGUCCGUACUUAACCUGAAACUGUUCUUAACCUGAAGCACAACUUUAGCUGAUGGGGCCUCCUGCUGCCGCCGUGCCGCCGGAGCACGAUUUCUUAUCCUGAAGCAAAGUUCUUAACCUGAAGCACUAUUUCUGGGUUAGCGGAGUCUGUAACCUGAAGUGUCUUUAACCUGAAGCGUAUGUAACCCGAGGUACCACUGCAAUAAUAAUAAUAAUUAAUUUAUUAUUUAUACCCCGUCCAUCUGGCUAGGUCUGCCCAGCCACCCUGGGCGGCUUCCAACAAAGUAUUAAAAUACAGUGGUCUGUUAAACAUUAAAAGCUUCCCUAAACAGGGCUGCCUUCAGAUGUCUUCUGAAGGUUCCCUGGGCAUGGUUUUAGGAUUGGGCGGAGAGGAUUGGACAAAGUCACAAGGGAGAAGGCUGUCAGUGGCUGCUAGCCACAGAGGCUAUUCUCUGCCUCCACGGUCAGAGGCAGCAACGCUCCUGAACAUCUGAACGCUUUGCAACAUCUGCCUGAUGCAUUCAGCCGGACAGGAAGUGAGCGUUACUUGCAAGUAAAGCCUGCUGAGGAUGGCAGCCUUUAGUUACCUGCUUUCUCCGCGGUCUCAAUGAGCCGAGGGGAAUGCAAAGCUUGACGAAGGCAUAGAAUCGGUCUCUGAAAGCAAGGCGGUGUCCCAUCUACGUUGGGAUAUUUUCACAGUGCUCGAGCUUGGGAGAGGGUGCCAGAAAAUGGCUCGGUGAAGGGAUCGGCAGAGUGAGCAAGGCCAAAAUAUUUCUGUCUUGUGGGUUGUCUUAUCACUUAAAAAAACCCAAAAAACAGCUGCAGGAUUCUGCAUUAGGAUAGGGUGUUUUGUGGGUGCUUCUGUACUUGCUCAGGAAGUGGAGUGUUGGACUCUCCCCCCCCCCGCCUGAGAAGCUCACAAAUAGUGUAUGAAGGGUGGUAAAAGGUAAAGGGACCCCUGACCAUUAGGUCCAGUUGUGACCGACUCGGGUUGCGGCACUCAUCUCGCUUUAUGGGCCGGCUUCCGGUACAGCUUCCGGGUCAUGUGGCCAGCAUGACUAAGCCGCUUCUGGCGAACCAGAGCAGCGCACGGGAACACCAUUUACCUUCCCGCCGGAGCAGUACCUAUUUAUCUACUUGCACUGGCGUGCUUUCGAACUGCUAGGUUGGCAGGAGCUGGGACUGAACAUCGGGAGCUCACCCCAUUGCAGGGAUUCGAACUGCUGACCUUCUGAUCGGCAAGCCCAAGUAGCUCAGUGGUUUAAACCACAGCGCCAUCCGUGUCCCUAUGAAGGGUGGUAGCCCUCCCUUAUUGUUAAUUCCCUGCAUCUGGUAGUCAGAGAUAGACUGUCCCUAAACCCAGAGGCUCUAUAAAGUCAUCACCUUUUUAGCUCUGCUGUCUAAAUUUGUGGCCUUAGAUAAAUUUCACAGCUUAAUUAACGGGUUUUAAGAAGUACCCUUCCUUUUGUGGACUUACUGCCAUUCAGCUUCUUUGGGUGAUCCACAGCUCUCGUAUUCAGUGGGGGAAAGACUGCUUCCUUAUACUGUUUAAUAAUGAUACGAACCUCUUUCCCACCUAUCUAGCCGUUAAACGCUUUUAUAAGAAGAAGAAAGAAAAGGCCCCCAAUGUUAGCCUUUCCCCAGUGGAGAAACGGCUCUGUCCUUUGAUAAUUUUUGUUACCCUUUUCUGCAUCUCUUCUAGCUCUACUGUAUCCUCUUUGGGAUGAGGGGGGCGGUAUGCUGAGUUCUGGCCAAUCACGAAAUGCCUUGGGUAGGGUUAGUUAGUCAAAGUGUUCUUUCCUGGCCUCCUACACCCCAUCUGUGAAAUGGGCAUAAUAGAGUCUGCCCUAAACGAUUUGAGCCACAAGUAUACGAAAGAGUGCCUCCUUCCGUACAGACUAGCCUGGGGGUUAUGAUCGGUGAAAAAGACCCUCCUGGUGGUUCUGUUGCCCUCAGACAUUUGAGGGGUGGGAGUGGCUCUUGAGAGGGUCUCCUCGGUGGUGGCCCCAAGAAUGCAGAACUCACCGCCCAUAAAGAUAUGCCUGGCAGCAUCUCUCUAUAGUUUCUGGUGGUUGAUGCUUUCAAGUGCUUCAAAGCACUGGCUGUUUAAAAUUAAUAUUUCAAUACAAACCAUCAUAUUAAUGUUUUUAACACUCUUAAAACAGUUUCACAACUAUGUUCUUUUGUUCUCAUUUAAUUUCCGAAACCACCUUCAGCAUGACCCCACAACGUUUGCAGUGUGGUUUAGUGGCUGAAGCUCUUCCCAAAAGAGCAAAGACUGUGUUCCUUUGUUGCAGACUUCCUAAUUGAAACAAAACAAAUUACGCGAAAGCAUGCGAGAGGAAAGCGGUGCGGGCAAAUCCCUCGCGGGGCUCUUGCUCCAUUACUUGGACUGCUUCCAGGCUGUUGCCCCAAAGGAAAUAGCUGGCAGUGCUUGGCCUGCGCUGGAAGGUGCCUCGCCAGCACCAGACGUCUUUAGGAGGCUUGUUAAAUUGAAAUUCCCCCGUGCUGAGAAUUCUGGAUCUGCCGGAGCCGAAGCAAAUGUGCUUGUGUGAGAUCCGGCUGGCGUGCAGUUUCUUUGGGAGCACAUUUUUGCUGUGCCUCAGUUUCCCCAGGCAAGGCGCUGCAUUGGGCGGCUGUGUGGGGAAGAAGAGAUAUCUGGAGGGAAUCAGCUUUUCAGAGCAUAGCUGCAGUCCUUAGCUCAUUUGCCUUCCCGACCAGUGGUGGCUGGUGCCCACUGGGAGAGUUGGGUUUUGUCCCCCAUCCUCCUGCUGCAUUCAACAAUAUUGAUGCUAAGGAGGAGACUUACAUGCCAGCCGUGUAAGCGAGAAGACAGGCCGGUGGGCUUGGAGGAGGCUGGUGCGGCAGUGCCCCAUUGGUGUCGUAGACCAGCCUCCCCUGCUUCCCACAACCUUGAGAAGUACACCAGUGCACUUGAAAGAAUUUAUACCAGUGACAAAAGAUCUGUGCUGGCUGUCUAUUAGUUACUAAACGAAGGUCAGUGCUUUGCUGCUGCCAUUGCUCCACCUCCUCCUUUUAUUUAUUUAUUUUUAUACAUCCCACCUUCCCCCCGAGAACCAGGACUCAAGGCUGCUCACAGAAAUGAAAACAAAUACUGAUAAAACACACUUUCUGCCUAAAAUGCAGAUUGGGGGAAAAAGGUACCGCCUGCACAACUUGGCAGUGAUGAGAGCUAUGCCCAGUGAAGGGGGCCUUUUUGUACAUCGUGGCAGAGCCUGCCCGCUGUUUCCGUUCCUCAGCUCAGCCUCAGGGUGGGUCAUGAACCAGUGACCCGAAGGAUGUUCGGCUGCCCAAAGGCCAGCCACCUUUCACCAAGAGGUGGGGAAAUUUGCAGAGAGAAAAGAGAAGCGAGGGGCCUUUGGCUCCAUAGGCCAAAGCAAAUCGAGCGGCAGCCCCUGGUCCGGCACUGGGCCUGCCUGAUAGCCAGUGUCUUGGCGGUCAGUCGGUGGCUAAUGUUUUGAACAGGAGAGCAAGCAAGCAGGAUGUUCUGCUGUGCUGCAACCGGGCAAGGGCCGGCAGGAAGAGAGAGGCUGCCAAAUUCUCAUUAUUUAUACCAGGCCUGUCCAGUGCCCCUGCCUUACCCUCCUCGCUGAUUGCAAGAGUUGAUCUUGUGCACCUAUGCCUGGGGAGGGAUAGAUAGAGCACCCCCCCAUCCCCUGACAGCAUGUAUGUUUUAAACAGAUGUCAUAUAUUUAGAUAGUUUUAGUUCUAUCAGUGUUUAAUUGUAUUUUAACGAUUGAAAUUUUCUGUGUUUUUAGCAGUUCUUGUUUUUAUCCGUAAGCUUCCUAGAGUCCUGUCAGGAGGAAAAAGGCGGGUUAUUAAUAAAUAUAAUAACAAUGAUGAUAAUGUCCAAGCUCUGCCGAUAGAUAGAUAGCUAGCUAGAUAGAUGAUAGAUAGAUAAAUAAAUAAAUAAAUAAGAAAUCCACAGAUCUGCUUGGCUUGGCCUCAGUUUGGAAUCGCUCUCCUUCUCCAAACAAUCCGCCCUGGGGACAAGGCAGGUCUGCUGCAACAACAAGAGGUUCCUUGUGGGAAGGGACAGAUUUCAGGUCCCAGGGGCCAGAACCAGGAAACGUCCCCGAGAUUCAGAGCGUGGCAACUCCCUGGUGCUUGUUUUUCCUUUCUUCCAUAAGAAGGAAGAGAAUCGAAGCACAACAAACCCGAACAAUUAAUUCAUUCACUAAAAAAAAAAGGCAGCGGUAGCACCAGCGGCCGCUGGCGAUCUCUUCCCUCUGUGCUUUCCCGUUCCGCAGAUCUGCAGCUCUUGGCUUUCGCUGCUGGUUGUUCCCAGCUGGGUUGCCAUGGAGACCUGACUGCAAAAGGUCCUAGCCUUUCCGUCCCCUCUGCUGUGGCAUGUGGAGAUGCCAUGGGAGGGUCGGGAGCCGGAUCGGGGCCAGGGACCAGCAGCUUCAUCCCCAGGGUCGAAGGGGCAGUUGUGCCGUGUUCUUAAAUAGCCAUGCAUGCAGCCAGUGACUCUGUCAUUCUGGCAAGGUGAGCUCCAGGGAACUGGUUCUGUGUUGAUCUCUCCCCGACUGGCCCAAGUGCUGUCCUGUGGGGGGGGGGGUCUUCCCUGCCCCUGGGUCUGACCGUCGUGGUGGCUGCAGCUGACGUAGCAAAGGAGCUCUGUGUAGUUCCUUCACUCUACAAAGCGUGGCUUUGGUUGUUGCUCCCAGCUGGCUGCUGCAGAGAUUGGCUUUGCUCAUGUUCGCCUCCAUGUUUUAGCUGUGCAUGUCAACGCAGGAACAAGGAGUUUAGCUGCAAAAAGGAAGAGAAAGGAGGGUACAGGUUGCAUCUAGGGAACAUCAGAAGCUGUCUGACACCAAGCCGAAGCAUUGGCACUUCCAGCUCAGUAUUGUCUUCGCUUCCUAGCAGAGGCACCCGGGAGUUUUCAGACGGGCCGCAUUCCCAGCAGUGCCCCAUUGACGACCCUGAUGGACCCAUUGGCUCCCCUGCAGUCACCCACCAUGCCUAGAGCAGCUUUGCUUCAGUCAGGUUGCAAAAGCCCCAUGUACCUUCAGACUGUAGCAUAAAGGUUAAACUGUCUGCUUAGAUAAAUGGCAGCAAAACAAGGCAGAGCAAUUUUUAAAAAACCUGACUACAGGUGGGAGUUGGAAUCCUGCAACAUCGGAACGGCGUCCUGAGUCCAGGCUCCCCACUGCUGGCUAAUCCAGCCUCCCUUAGAAGGGAAUUGCGUCAUCCUGGUGCUGCCACUGAGAGAGACCCGUCUCCCACACAGCCUCCCCUGUCUCACCUGGAGCAUGGUCUCCAGCCAUGAGCUGAACUCACAUUCUGCAAUGGUUUUAGGCUUCCAAUAACCUGGGGGAUGAGUGACAGUGGACAGAUGAAGUCAUUUCAGUGGCAAUUUGUUCAGAUUGUAAGCUAUUUUACUCUUUUGAAAUGAACUUGCCCUGGCACGGCCCUUGAAGUAAAACACAAAUUUGGAUCUCUAGUUCAUGGGCAGGCAGUUUCCUUGCGAUGAAUGAGGCCUGGGAUUGGCUCACACCUUGUUUUUUUAUUUAUUUAUUUCAGCAGCAGAUAAUGUCCAUUUAGCCGGCAUGUUGCUGGCGUGAGAGCCAGGACACCCACCACUCUUUAAACUGUUGAAUAAACUAUUUUAGAUGCCUUUAGCCAACAAUCUUGCCAACCGAAUAAACACAGCUAAAUUUAGUUCUGUAGCGGGAAAAGAAAGGCAAUACUCCUCCUUGGAGGUCUGUGAGGGAACUGUGGUCAGGGUGUGCUGGCGGACGUGAGCCUUUUGAAAACAGACUCGCUUGUUGUGGUCAGUUUUCUCGGGCCUGUGUGGUCAAGACCACAUUUGACAGCCUCCUCUCCACUGCAUCCUGCAGCUGUGACUUUAUAGGUGAAGAUUCCUGCAUUAAUCCUACUACUACUGUACUAAGGGAUGUGGGUGCCGCUGUGGGUUAAACCUCAAAGCCUAGGGCUUGCCGAUCAGAAGGUCGGCGGUUUGAAUCCCCGUGACGGGGUGAGCUCCUGUUGUUUGGUCCCUGCUCCUACCAACCUAGCAGUUCAAAAGCACGCCAAAGUACAAGUAGAUAAAUAGGUACUGCUCCAGCGGGAAGGUAAAUGGCGUUUCUGUGCGCUGCUCUGGUUUGCCAGAAGCGGCUUAGUCCUGCUGGCCACAUGACCCGGAAGCUGUACGCUGGCUCCCUCGGCCAGUAAAGCGAGAUGAGCGCCGCAGUCCCAGAGUCGUCCACGACUAGACCUGAUGGUCAGGGGUCCCUUUACCUUACUACUGUACUACAUUUAUUACAUAUACCCUGCCCAUCUGACUGGGUUGCCCCAGCCACUCUUGGCCGAUGGGGGUUGGACUAGAUGACCCUUGGGAUCCCUUCCAACUCUACAGUGCUAUGAUUUUAUGAUUCACAGGUGGGACUCUGCCUUGUUCAGGAUUAGGUGUGGAUAUUUUGUGCCUGUAUGUAUUAAACGAAGCUGGAGGCUCUGCCAGGGUGCAGGCCUUGUAACAAUCCUCCCCUUGCCUGCUGGCCCUGCUUUGCACCUCCUUGAGUGUCUUUGCCUGGCCUGAAUAUGCCCUUGAACUCUCACUGUGUGACUUGCUCACCUGGGUGGGGGAUAGAGAGGGGUGUGUGUAGAAACUAGCUUACUGUACCAAGGUAAAAUAUCUGUCCUCUGCCCACAUGUAUGGUGUGCAAACCCUGGAAGAUUGCCCAGAAGACUUAAAAAGCCCCCGCCCCAGGCUUAAACGUGAAACCUGUUUGCUGUAGGUGAGCUGCAGACUAUGAUUUUUCAUCAUCAUCAUCAUCAAACCUUUAUUGGCAUCACUUACAAACAUUCAGAAUAAAUAGGCCAGUGCGAUCUCGUCGCCAUUUCAACAGUACGGUCAUUUGCCAAAGGGAAGAUGAGGUGAGCAAUCUAUUUAAUCUCUGUGGGUCUCCAGCAAGGGCAGGAUCCUGUAGCGUACCUUGGCGACAAAAAAAUCAAAUAGAGGAACUUAGCUAGUGUCUUGGUGAGCUCCUGGUCUCUCCCCUGUAAUAAGAAGCGUAUAACCUCUGUCUCUGGUUUCCAUGUUGGAAUACACAGAUGGUCUAGAAAUUGUUGGCGGAGAUCAUACAUUUUACAUUUAAGGACCAUUUGAACUAGAGUUUCCACCAGGUGGGCAUCACAUGGGCAGAUCCUAUCUCCUUCUGCCAUACCUGCAAACCUACCCCAAACCAUGAUUUUCCCCUGCAGACAUUCCCUGGCUGAGCUAGCAUCCCAGGUAGUCCCGUCCUUUUCCCUGAGACCGUAGACAUCGGCUGCCAGAGUCGAUAGCUCUGGGCUACAUGAAUGGUUGGCUUGACUGAGGCAGCAGCGCUUCUGUGUUCCACUUGCUGGAAAAUCUGUGAGGGGGUGUGUGCUCUAGUGCUCAGGCCCUGCUUGCUGUUUUCCCAUAGGCGUCUGCUUGGCCACUGUGAGAACAUUAUUCCAGACUAGAUGAUCCAUUGGCUUGAUCCAGCAGCCUCUUCUUUUGUUCCUACGACUUGGGAUAAGGCACCACCCAUUGAGCCUUCUGGGGGACUCCGUUCACAUCAGCUUCCUAGCUUCUGUCUUUCCGUCUUGAAGUCCUGGCAAGUCCUUUCUGAAAACGUGGAUACUAUGGUUUAGCAUUGUAGGCUGGCAAAGACAUCAAUUGGUGUAAAUCCUAUACAGUGGUACCUCUGGUUGAGAACGGGAUCCAUUCGGAGCCCCAUUCGCAACAUGAUCAGAAUGCAACCUACGUGCACGGGUUGCUAUUCGCUGCUUCUGCGUGUGUGCGUGACGUCAUUUUGAGCGUCUGCGCAUGCGCGAGUGGCGAAACCCAGAAGUAACCCUUUCUGGUACUUCCGGGUUGCCGCGGGGCGCAACCUGAAAAUACGGAAACUGAACCAAACGUAACAAGAGGUUACACUGUACAUUUAUUUAAAAAAUCCCUGUCCUCUGACUUUCUUGUUUUAGGACCUCGGAGGAAGGACCUUUAAUGAUGAAUUUUAUGGUUUGGUGUAUAUAUCCCACCUUCCCAUUGCUUCUCCCCCAGCCAUUCAGACUUACUUUGCGCUGGCUCCGUUUGUAGUUUUAUAUCCCGUGGCUGGGAUCCAAAGGUCCCCAUACAAUCUUCUGUUUGUGCACAGGGGCUUUCCAACCUCCCUUUUUCAGUGGCAGCCCCCUGGGAAGAUUGUGGAGGGGCUCCUGAGGCACAGGGGUCUGCAACUGGAAGCGAAAGCGAAUAACACCCUCUCCCUUUUGUGCAUCACAUACACACACACACAUGCACACGCCACAAGGAUUCAGUAUUCCUUCUGUAGCACAAAAACACCUUCAGCCUCCCUUUUGACUUGCUUUGCCUGAACACUUCCUGCCGUCUGGCUCCCUUUAAAAAGUGGAACAUCCUCUCCUCCUUCCUGCCCUCAGCCUCCCCCCCCCCCCCCCGGCCAAAGGCAAAGCCUCUUCUGGGUGGCCAUAUCUCCCCAUCGUCUAGCAGAUAACAUAGGAAACUGCCUUACGCAGCGCCAGACACUUGAUCCCUCUUGUUCAGUGUUGUUUACACUGACUGGUAGCAGCUCCCCAGGGUUUCGGGCAGAGGGUCUCUCCCAGCCGAGCUUGGAGAAGCCGCCAGGAUUGAACCUUCUGCAUGCGAAGCAGGUACUCUGCCACUGAGCCCAUAGUCCCACCUUGUCCGCCUUUGAGAUUGUGAGCCCUCUGGGGGCAGAGACUGCCGGUGCCGUGUUCCGCACAGUGCCUGGCACAGUGCCAGUUCUUAACUACAGAUCAGUGCUCUCCUUCCAAGCUGUUGGCGAGAGAACAGUAGCAUCUUCAGGAUUCCCAGGGGUCUCUUUCAUGUCUGUUCCACCCAGAGAGCAGCAGAGGUCAAGGUAGCCAGUGGGGUAUGUGGAGCAGCGGUAAAGGUAAAAGUAAAGGGACCCCUGACCAUUAGGUCCAGUCGUGGCCGACUUUGGGGUUGCGGGGCUCAUCUUGCUUUAUUGGCUGAGGGAGCUGGUGCACAGCUUCUGGGUCAUGUGGCCAGCAUGACUAAGCUGCUUCUGGCGAACCAGAGCAGCGCGCGGAACCGCCGUUUACCUUCCCACCAGAGCGGUACCUAUUUAUCUACUUGCACUUUGACGUGCUUUCGAACUGCUAGAUGACCAGGAGCAGGGACCGAGCAACGGGAGCUCACCCCGUCGUGGGGAUUCGAACUGCCGACCUUCUGAUCGGCAAGUCCUAGGCUCAGUGGUUUAACCCACAGUGCCACCCGCGUCCCGUGGAGCAGUGGUACAUGGACACUUCUGGCUCGGGGGUUCUAGGGAAGGCGCCUGAGAUGCUGGCACCUACCGUCCAUAUCUUCUGCUCCUGUCCCCUCCAGUAUUCUCAGUUGUGAACUGGGGAGGGGAUGGAAGAAGACAAGCAGUAAAGCAGAUGAUUCCUCCCAUGAUGCUUUGCUGUCCUCCAUACUGCCAUUCUCCAAGGGGGUUGAGAGAUUCUGCCCCCCCCCCGCCAGCUCACAUAGCAAGCCUUGGCGGUGGUGGUGGUGGUAGAGCAGCCUCUUAAGCAUGCAAAGGCCUGGAGGAAAUGUCUCUGCCUCCCCCUCCUGUUGUUUAUUUGGGUGGCUUUCACAUCUCUAGAAGCCUCCCUGUGUUGUGGUUAAUGAGUUAUUCAUUUGCUACCACAAAAGAGCUUGAGGCGGCAUGCGUGAAUCCCACCCUCAUUUAAUCCUUGCAACAGCCCUGAAAGGGAGAUUAGAUUGAGAGGCAAUGACUGGCCAAAAGUCACUCCCAUUGAGCUUCAUGCUCAAGGGGGGAUUCGAACCCUGGUCUCUCCGCAGGUCCUAGUCUGACUCCCUUUUAACUGCAUUUGCUCUCUGGCAAUGGUUUUCUCUUUUCCUUGGAGGGCUCCUCCUUCCACACUUCCUGUUCUUCAUUCGGCUUUGCAUUGGUGAAUUGGACUCUUAAUAUACAGAGCUGGGGAAUGGCUCUCUUGCUAUCCUGCAGACGACCCCCCCCCCCCCCACUGGCGAGGGGCACAUGGACGACUUGCCUGUUCUCUUGGUCGCUCUGGAGGGAGACCAAGAGCCACAGAUGUGCAGGGACUCAGUGCCUCUAAUUAACAAUUUUACGCACAGUCUAGUAGCUGCUGUAAGGAUACAGGCCUCUAAUCUGCCUAUUGCUUUGUUGUUGUUGUUGUUGUUGUUGUUUUGAAGAUAAAUGUCUCAGGCUCCCUGUGGGUGAUUUUUCCCUCAAGCUCAAUGUUCUCUCUGAAUUCAGGCUCGCCCAAGCUCCUCUGGACUUUUGAGGCAUUGUUCUCUGCAAGUAAAAGUCCCCGGAGAAGGAAAUUCCUCUCUAUUGGGGGAAGUGUGUGUGUGUGUGUGUUGCUUUUUCAAGAGCCAGAAAGUUGCCUUCCCCCCCGCCUCCCGCACGGCUCUGUUUACAAAACAUUUCCUUCCCAAGUUCCCAAGUGAUUUUGCCCGUGUGCGCCUUAAACGGGAGCUCCUGUCGAGUUUGUAAAUGGCAUUGAACAGGGGGGCGGGGGGGGCAAGUUCUGCAGCCUUAGUCAGUAACUAGUCUGAGCUGCAAGGUGUCUCCUGAAGAAUUGCUGCCCCUUCAGCUCCCAUCAUUGUGUGUGUGUGUGUGUGUGUGUGUGAGAGAGAGAGAGAGAGAGAGAGAGAGAGAGAGGUUAGGUUGCUCUAAAUGCACCUCCUCCCCAUAGACAUCACUUUCCAAAUAUUUCCACCAAAUCGUCUUUACUGCAUAGGUUUCUGGGCUAGUGGCUCAGAGAAGAAGUUAAGAACGAGAGCAAAGGACAUCUAGCAGCCCUCAAUGGGAGGCUUAUUUAUAAUAUUUGUUAGUUGCUUUUCUCACGGAGUGACAGAUCAACUUGCAUUGAAACCAGUUAGGAACAUCCAACAACAGUCUAAAAACACAGAUAAGACAGAUCAGGACUUACUCAUCCCACCCCACUCAGAGAGGCCACGGUGCCACCAUUCAAAUUAAGGGUCGAAAGCCGAGGCAAAGAGAAAAGUCUUUGCUUGGAGCCUCCAAAAGAUGGUGCCAGGCGGGACUUCCUGGGGAGAGCACCCCACAGGUAUGGAAAGGCCCGAUCCCAUGUUGCCACCCUCCUUUUAUUUCCAAGUGGAAGCUUGUAAAAAAGGAGUCUGCGCAGCUUGCAGCAGAGAUCAUCUUGAAAUCCACACACCACCCAGGUUAUUAUUAAAUGAUGCUGGCAAGCAAUAGCUAGGCACACUUCUUUUUUGUAAUGAGAUUUUUAUUAAAGUGUAUCAUAAUAGCUGCUGCAAAAAAUAGAAAUAGAACAGGUAGAAUACGGAGCCCUCUCUUAAAACUAGUUCUUAUCCCUUACCACUCACAAAAGAUGGUAGCUCAUCCUAACUCUCGCCUGUUCCUAUCUCUUCCCAGCCUUUUACAUGUCUUAAGAGGGGCCUGAUACGCCAGAAGUAAGGCAACAGGGAAAGUCCUGAAUUUUAACACCCCCUGUCCCUUUAUUUUCCUCUGAUUUUCAAAUCCUAGAGCUGUUCUGUUGCUUCAGUUUCUGCACUCUUUUUUAUUUGCUAAUACUGACUCCAGUAACGUUGGCGCCUGCCUCAAGCUUGUGGAACAACCGUCUCCCCCUUCUCCUCUGCCAGGAACGGCGUGAACGUCGAAGGGGCGACGCACAAGCAAGUGGUGGACCUGAUCCGGGCGGGGGAGAAGGAGCUGAUCCUGACGGUUCUGUCGGUGCCCCCCCAUGAGGCCGACAACCUCGACCCGAGCGACGACUCUCUGGGCCAGUCGUUCUACGACUACACUGAGAAGCAGGCGGUGCCCAUCUCCAUCCCCACCUACAAGCAUGUGGAACAGAAUGGUGAGAAGUUUGUGGUGAGUACCAGCCCGGCUGGGGGGUCCCCUCUUGGGUGCCUGUGCCUUGUGACGGAGGGCUUUGGAACGCUCUGGCAUGUCUUUCUGCUCCCCGACUGGUAUAGAGUCCAGCUAGCAAAUGUUUGGGCAAAAGAGAGAGUGUUGGCCUUCAGCGUUUGCCCGUACAGCCUAGGACCCUCGUACCUACAGCACUGCCUCUCCCGGUAUGCCCCACGGAGAGCCUCAAGGUCCAUAAAUAGCAACACCCUAGUGGUCCCGGGCCCUAAGGAAGUCAGAUUGGCUUCAACCAGAGCCAGGGCCUUUUCAACAGUGGCUCCGGCCUGGUGGAACGCUCUGUCUCAUGAGACCAGGGCCCUGCAGGAUCUGAUUUCUUUCCGCAGGGCCUGUAAGACAGAGUUGUUCCGCCUGGCCUUUGGCUUGGAGCCAAUUUGAUUCCCUCCCGCCCUCUCUUUCUUUUUUCUUUUCCUUUCUCCUCCUGCGAUGAGGCUACAUUUUAAUAUUUCAAUGUUUUAAUGUUGUAUUUUAAUCUUGUUUUUAAGUUGUAUUCAUUCAACUUGUUUUUAUUAUUGCUUGUUAGCCGCCCUGAGCCUUGGCUGGGGAGGGCUGGGUAUAAAUAAAUAUUAUUAUUAUUAUUAUUAUUUAUUACGCAACUCUCCUGUCUGCCUCCUUCUCUCUGAGAGAGUAACGGGCUUCCUCUUGUUCUGUAAUGUGAAGGAGGGGAAAAACAGCAGGAGUCCCCUUUUCUCCAAACUACUUGUGCAAGUCUUUGGGAACUCCCUGCCUCAUCCCUGAGCUUUCCGGCAAGCAGAAAGAACUCAAGAGAAGGUGGCUCCAUUCACACCACACAUUUAAAGCACUGUGAUGUCAUUUUCAGCAGACAUGGCUUUGCUCCCUAAGGAUUCUGGGUGCUGUAGUUUUUUAAGGGUGCUGUGACCUGUUAGGAGACACACACCCUUUCCCCUAGGAGCUACAAUUCCCAGAGUUCCUGUGAAGAGUGAUUGUUUGUUAAACCACUACAGUGGUACCUCGGGUUACAAACACCUCGGGUUACAAACCCUGCUAACCCGGAAGUAGUACCUCGAGUUAAGAACUUAGCCCCAGGAUGAGAACAGAAAUCGUGCGACGGUGGCAGCGGGAGGCCCCAUUAGCUAAAGUGGUACCUCAGGCUAAGAAUGGUGUCAGGUUAAGAACGGACCUCCAGAAUGAAUUAAGUUCUUAACCAGAGGUACCACUGUAUAGGAACUGUGGCUAUGGGAGGAGACUAGGGACCUCUUGACAACUCUCAACGCUCCCAGACUCCCAGAACUGGCCUGGGUACGGCUCUCGCUGCAUCUUCCUAUGUCCAAGUCUCCAUUCAAGCAAGGCCCCUGUUGCCCAGUGGUAGACUUUGCACAUGGCAAGUCCUCAAGGCAUCUCUGGCUAGGGCUGCACAGGUCCCCUGCCUGGAACCCUGGAGGGCCUCUUCCUGUUGGUGCAGACAACCCUAAGCAGGAUGGAGUGAGAGGCAGAGCAUCCUCUUGGCAGGCAGUGGGUCCAGGUUCAGCCCGCAGCACAGGAACACCAGAAGAGCUUGAUGGCUCUAAUGCAGCGUCCUGCCCUCGCAGCAGCCAACCGGGUGCCUCUGGGAAGCCCACAAGCAAGACCUGAGCGCCGGCAGCAGCUCUCCCUGCUUGGGAUCCCCAGAGGCGUUCUGCCUCCGACAGGGGAGGGUAGAACAGAGUCAUUUUGGCUAGUAGCCACAGGUAGCCUUAUCCUUCACGACUUUUUCUAAGGGUAAGGCUGGGAAAUUGCCAAUAAACAGAUGAAUCCAAAACGAUAAAAUGGCUGUUUUGUUGUGGCUUGACAAAAACGGCAACCGAUGUAAUCAGGAUAAGAGCAGGCUGUGUGCGCACACUGGGCAAAUGCUUUGCGAAAGGCAUUCCACAACCCGUUUAGCUGCCAUUGGCCUCACCUCUGAAGGAGAGGACACCUGGAGCAAAUUCUACUCUGACCCAACCUGGUGAAGGAAGCAUGGCGAUGCAUGAUGCACCUCUGAGAUUCCUCUUUUGGUGAUGGAAAGAAAGCUAACCUCACUCUGGCCACAUCCACAGAAAACAUAUUUAAAGUUUCCCCUGAAGAAGCCUGGGAACUGUAGUUUAAGGGUGCUGGGGAUUGUAGCUUUGUGCAGGGGUAAACUAUGCUCUUAAAAAGUAGAGAAAUCACCUUGCCAACAAAAGUCCAUAUAGUAAAAGCUCUGGUUUUCCCAGUAGUGAUGUAUGGAAGUGAGAGCUGGACCAUAAAGAAGGCUGAUCGCCGAAGAAUUGGUGCUUUUGAAUUCUGGUGCUGGAGGAGACACUUGAGAGUCCCAUGGACUGCAAGAAGAUCCAACCUCUCCAUUCUGAAGGAAAUAAGCCCUGAGUGCUCACUGGAAGGACAGAUCCUGAAGCUGAGGCUCCAAGACUUUGGCCACCUCAUGAGAAGAGAAGACUCCCUGGAAAAGACCCUGAUGUUGGGAAAGAUGGAGGGCACAAGGAGAAGGGGACGACAGAGAACGAGAUGGUUGGACAGUGUUCUUGAAGCUACCAACGUGAGUUUGACCAAACUGCGGGAGGCAGUGGAAGACAGGAGGGCCUGGCGUGCUCUGGUCCAUGGGGUCACGAAGAGUCGGACACGACUAAAAGACUAAACAACAACAACAAACUAUGCUCCCAGGAUUCUUUGGGGGAAGCGAUGUCCUUUCAGUGUGUGGCAUGAAGGCGACCUAGGUGCAGCAAAACGUGAUAUCUGCAUGGCCACUCCAUGGGGACUUCUUUGCCAUUGGACUCCCCUCUGUGAAAACCACCGGCUGUCCUAUUCUGCCAUGCACUGAGUAAAAUAGCCAGGAGAAGGUGAUUCUGUUGCAGAGGACACUCUGUUCGACUGCUUCUUCUGGCCAGGAGGAACCAAGGACGUCCUAUCCCCAUUCCAGAGCUGCUCCACACUGCCUCUUUCAAACGUUCUCCACAACAUAGCCCACCCCUCGUGGGUCUUUCGGUAGCCAUUGAAAAGCGGAGUUAUUCCUGGUCAUGUGCCAGCCCUGCAGGAGUGGGGCGUGUGCCCGUCUGCUGUGCCGGCCUGUGCCAAAGCGGCCUGCUGCCCACGAACUCCCAGAGGACCCAGUGAAGCCUUCAGAUCCCAUCUGGUCUUGUGGAGUUUGGGACCUUUUAGCCUGUUGCAGUUUGAAAGUGUGUGUGUGUGGCUAUAAAUUACUCAUCAGUAAGUGGAAUGAGACAGCUUAUUUACGGGCUCUGAGUAACGUGGGGAAGUUUGCUCACUGAACGGGCAAGACGGAUGUUGCAUUGAUUUCCACCCCCUUCCUCUCUCCUCCUCCCCCCCCACUUGUGAAACAGGGACUAGAUUCCAAGGAGAGGCAAAGUGCUUGUUUAGAUUGGAGUCUGUGUGUUGAUGACUUAGGGGUCUCCACAAAUUUGCUGAACUUUUUUUUUGCAAAAUCUCAAAAAAUAUAUAUGAAGUUUUUGAACUAUUUUAAAGGAAAUCUAGACUUUUGACAUUGGUUGCCAUAAAUCUGGAUUUCCCCGGACAUUUCAGCGAUUUUUGCCUGGGCACCGCUUCUGACUGCAGUAUUCCGGCUGUGUCUAGAAAAUUCUGGACGUAUGGCAACCCUACCAAAUAAUGUACUGGAGGGAGAUCUGAUUUUAGGGCAGAAUUAGAGGUUUGUUAUCCCCCCGCCCUGGGCAAUGCAUCUCCAUAGAUUACACAGUUAUUUACGUUGUGUUAUUCUCCUUAAGAAACAAAUCAGAAUUUGUGAUGGUAAGAACUUCAAGGUUCUUUUGGCAUAGCUGGGCUAAGAGGACGGAAUAACGAGAACGUGUGUGGGGUGUUUGAGAGCGUGGAUAAGUAAAAAGAGCACGCAGAAGGUCCCAGUUUCCAUCUCCUGGAGAGAGACUGCCAGUCAGAGUGGACAAUAUUGACCUUGAUGUGAGUCUUACUUGAUGCAAGGCAACUUCCUGCUUACAAAAAGUUGAUUGAUAAGAAAAAUAUCCAUAAACUGGAGUUCAAACAGCAACAUAUUAUAUUUUUUUAAAAACACAGUCAGGUAAACAGCCUGGGAGAUAGCUGGGGCAUUCUGCUUAUCGACCCCCUAACUGGACCAAAGAGAGCUGCCUUAUUCUGAUUCAAGCCAUUGGUCCAUCAUGCUCAGUGUUGUCCACACUGACUAGUAUCAGCUCUCCAGGGUUUCAAGCAGGGAGUUUUCCCCAUCCUCUACGCGGGGCUGCCCUUGAAGCUGUCCCAGAAACUCCAGCGGGUACAGAAUGCUGCAGCGAGGCUCCUCACGGGGUCUCUGCCAUGGGAGCAUAUUCACCCAGUGCUUUUCCAGCUGCACUGGCUCCCGGUGGAGUACAGGAUCAGAUUUAAGGUGCUGCUUUUGACCUUUAAAGCCCUUCACGGCCUAGGACCUUCGUACGUACGGGACCGCCUCUCCCGGUAUGCCCCACGGAGAGCCUCAAGGUCCAUAAAUAGCAACACCCUAGUGGUCCCGGGCCCUAAGGAAGUCAGAUUAGCUUCAGCCAGAGCCAGGGCCUUUUCAGUACUGGCCCCAACCUGGUGGAACGCUCUGUCUCAUGAGACCAGGGCCCUGCAGGAUCUGAUCUCUUUCCAUAGGGCCUGUAAGACAGAGUUGUUCCGUCUGGCCUUUGGCUUGGAGCCAGUUUGAUUCCCUCCCUCCCUCCCUCUCUUUUUUCUUUUCCUUUCUCCUCCUGCGAUGAGGCUACAUUUUAAUAUUUCAAUAUUUUAAUGUUGUAUUUUAAUCUUGUUUUUAAGUUGUAUUCAUUCAACUUGUUUUUAUUAUUGCUUGUUAGCUGCCCUGAGCCGGCCUUGGCUGGGGAGGGCGGGGUAUAAAUAAAAAUUAUUAUUAUUAUUAUUAUUAUCCUUACCUGGGGAUGCGGUCGGGUAUUGAACCUGGAGCCUUCUGCACUCAAACCAGGUGCCCCACCCCUGAGCUACUGCCCUUCCCCAUCACUUUUGCUAGAUCUGAGUAUAUCCUUCGGCAGUGCUUAAUUGAUGUUUUCUUUUUAACUGUUUAUGGUUUUAUCAUAUGUUUGUAAUACACGGACCCGCCUUCACCUUGUUUCCCCUCUGCCCUUUUCCCGCCUCCCUCCCAGGUCUACAACGUUUACAUGGCAGGCCGGCAGCUGUGUUCCAAGCGGUACCGCGAGUUCGCCAUCCUGCACCAGAAUUUGAAGCGGGAGUUUGCCAGCUUCACCUUCCCCCGCCUGCCGGGCAAGUGGCCCUUCUCCUUGUCAGAGCAGCAGCUGGAUGCCAGGCGGCGGGGGCUGGAGGAAUACCUCGAAAAGGGUACGCAGACAAGAGCACGUGGGUCGGGGAGGGGGCCGUUGGCGUGUUCUCCACCGACAGCCGAUUCAUCUGAACAAACCACGGUUUGGUCAGCUGCUUCCUUAGAAGUGGAGCUGAAACAAAAGCUUUCAGAAAGGCUAAUAAUUCAAUUUUUUAAAAGUAUCCCUGCAGUGAAUUAGGCCACAGAUUUUCCAUGCAUUUAUUUUAUUAAUUAGUUCCGAAACAUUUAUACACAGCUUGAUUGUAAGGAGCAAACAAACCAACUCAGCAAGCCUCAAAGAGGCGCAUAUAUAUAUAUAUAUAUAUAUAUACACACACACACACACACACACACACACACACACACCAAUAAAAGUGUCAAUAAGAAAAAACUAGCACCAGUAAUUUAAGAUUAAAAAAUUUAAGCAGCAGAACCUGUUUUCAAGGCAAGGUAACAAGUCAUGCUCUUAAAAGAGACAUUCCUUAUAAGGCUUGGCGGGGAGGAAUUCCUGUUCGGGGAGAGUGCAUUUUUUAUUUAGAGUUACGAGAAUAAGCAGAUACAGUGGUGCCUCGCAAGACGAAAUUAAUCCGUUCCGCGAGUCUUCGUCAUGCGGUUUUUUCGUCUUGCGAAGCACGGCUAUUAGCGGCUUAGCGGCUAUUAGCUGCUUAGCAGCUAUUAACGGCUUAGCGGCUUUAAGAAAAAGGAAACAAACUCGCAAGAACUCGCAAGAUGUUUCGUCUUGCGAAGCAAGCCCAUAGGGAAAUUCGUUUUGCGGAAUGACUCAAAAAACGGAAAACUCUUUCGUCUAGCGAGUUUUUCGUCUUGCGAGGCAUUCGUCUUGCGGGGCACCACUGUACAUGCAGAUGCAUUAAAUCAUGCAACCGGCUAAACCUCAUUCGAUCGAUCACCUGGGAAAUGUCUGUGGCCCCGCCCAGAUGUGGCUGGACUCCAAGUCCCAGCAGCUGCAGAAGCCAGCAUGGGCAAAUGACGAUGGGAGUUGUAGUCCCGAGAGCAUCCAGAAGGCCUCUCAGGCUGCCCAUCUCUGGCCCUGACAGUUCUUUAAUCGAGCCUCAGGCUGGCCUGGAAGCUUUGAGAAUUGAGGUCGACAGGAAACAGCCUUUGCCUCCUGUCCAGCCCUUCAGAUUCCUCCUCUGGCAUGGAAGUCUGGCUAAGGCAGAAGGUGCAAAGAUUAUCCUGGGAGCACCCAGUCCUGUAGCUAAGGAGGUGUGCAUUUGAUCAGUACUGGAUGGGGGGGGCACUACCUCCCUCUCCAACCCCACAUAAAUUGCAUUAGCAGCCCACCUGGCAAGCGCAUAAUAUAGUCCCCUCCCCAGUUUUUUACAGGCUAAAUGUUCUGGGGUGGCCAUGGAAUAAGCAGGUGGGAGUCUGUGCUUAGCAGUGGGGCAGAUCCACCACUGUUAAUCUCCAAGGAACCUUGAAAACAAUCCAGGGACUGAGACCUCCUCUUGUUCUGCCAAUUCCCUCUUCCUGCCCGUUAACUUUGAAAAUACUUUUUUUUUUACCAACAACCAAAACACAAAUAGUGAAACCCCCAGGCGGCUGAUACAUUGAGUAUACAUAAUCAAUAAUAACAUAUUCAAAUCAACCAUAUGUACAAUUUUAUAUACGUUAACACUCCUCCAUCCACAAGGUUUAUUUAACUUCUAACAUUUUAAUUGCCCCAAAUUGUUCAAACCUACCCAAAUAAUUCAAUAUCUUCUCAAGCUAAUUCUCCUCUUUCUCACGGACCUUAAACCCUUUCAUUCUGUCUAUCUUCACAGUUAGAUAUUCUAAAAUUAUAAUAUUAUUCAGUUUUUUUCUCCAUUGGUUCACCUCUAACUCUUCUGCAUUUUUCCAAUUACUCGCUAUAAUCUGUCUGGCUGCAGUUACCAUCAAUUUUAUCCAUUUACAUUCCUCUUUUGUUUUUAUCUCGGUGCUACUCAGACUAAUAAGAACCAUUAAUUUAGAUAUUCCCACCAUCCUACCCACAGUUCCCGAUAUUUCUAUACCAAUCUGUUUCCAAAAUUCAUUAACUAACGGACAAUCUCACCACAUAUGACUGUACUUUCCCAUCACUCCACAUUUCCUCCAACAAUUCUUACUUCCAGAUUUUGUAAUAUGAUAUAACCUUACAGAUGUAUAAUACCAUUUUUGUACCAACUUCCUGCCUGUUAACUGACCCGUUCUCCUUCCCUCUGCAGUGUGUUCCAUCCGGGUCAUCGGGGAGAGCGACAUCAUGCAGGAGUUCUUGUCAGAGUCAGAUGAGGUAGGCGAGCAAAAAACCGGACACUUCAAGGGAGGUGCCAGAGCAUGUGCAGUUGAUGCUUAAAGUAUGCCCUAGAGUGUUGGACAGGGACCUGGGUGGCGCUGUGGUCUAAACCACUGAGCCUAGGACUUGCCGAUCAGAAGGUCGGCGGUUCGAAUCCCCGCGACGGGGUGAGCUCCCAUUGCUCUGUCCCUGCUCCUGCCAACCUAGCAGUUCAAAAGCACGUCAAAGUGCAAGUAGAUAAAUAGGUAUCACUCUGGCGGGAAGGUAAACAGCGUUUCCGUGCGCUGCUCUGGUUCGCCAGAAGCGGUUUAGUCAUGCUGGCCACAUGACCCUAUAGCUGUACGCCAGCUCCAAUAAAGCCAGAUGAGCGCCGCAACCCCAGAGUCGGCCACGACUGGACCUAAUGGUCAGGGGUCCCUUUACCUUUAGGGUGUUGGACUAAGUCCUUGGAGACCAGGGUUCAAAUCCCCACAUGCCAAUGAAGCUCACCGGGUGACCUUAGGCCAGUCGCUGCCUCUCAGCCUAACCUACUUCACAGGAUUGUUGUGGGGAUUAAAUGAUGAGGGAUAGAACCAUGCUCCCCAUCUUGAGCUCUUUGCGGAAAAUGGUGGGCUAUCAGUGCAACCCCCCCCAAUAAAUAAUUAACAAAAGUCUGUAGGUUCAAUCCCCGGCUUCUCUCAUCAAGGUGUUUAGAGCUUUGAGAAGCUCAGCAAUGACUUUUCCUGCCAGGCAUUUCAGGAGAGUUGGGAAAUCAUGUGUGUUUUGAGUUCUUAGUUGUUGUUUUUCAAAAACGUAACACCCACACUCCUGCUUUCUGUUUAAGUGGAUUGGCCCGUCACAUUUCAUUUCAUUUUUAUGAGCCGUAUACUUUGAGCCUCUUUGCGGAGGACAUAGUUGGCAGAAGAGCGGGACAGACAUCUCAGCAAACGGGAAAAGCAGAACAAGGUGUCCUGGGGGGAAAGGCCCCCACCUGUACGUGCAUAUCAAACGUCCUGUGUGGGUGUAGAUAGAAGCUGCCCUUCCAGAGCAAGAACUUGCUUGGCCCUCCAGGCAAAGAGCCUUCUGAGACAUGGGGCUUGGGGACCCAGGCGCCUCAAAGAGCACCUUCCUCCGUAUCAACCUUCUCGGGUCCAGCCAGGCGAGGACCUGUGGGUGGUGCCACUGCCACGGGGGGUUGCCUGACCUGUCACAGGGUUUUUUUAGUGGUAGUUCCUCGUUUGUGGGGAACACACACACCCCUGUUUAUGGAGGCAUUUGAUAGGUAAAAGUUCCCUUCCUGGAAAUUCUGAAAUUAUUUUAAGGACAAGUGAUGGCUUUUAUGAGUUUUAAAUGAUUUUUUAGAAGGUUGUAUUGAACCUUUUUUUAAAGAAGUCUUAGUUGUAUUAGUAUCGAUCCUUUUGCUGCCCCGGGCUCCUUUGGAGCAGGGAAUACUUCUAAAAGUAUAAGGGAUGCGGGUGGCGCUGUGGGUUAAACCACAGAGCCUAGGACUUGCCGAUCAGAAGGUCGGCAGUUCGAAUCCCCGCGACGGGGUGAGCUCCUGUUGCUCAGUCCCUGCUCCUGCCAACCUAGCAGUUCAAAAGCACGUCAAAGUGCAAGUAGAUAAAUAGGUACCGCUCCGGUGGGAAGGUAAACGGCGUUUCCGUGUGCUGCUCUGGUUCGCCAGAAGCAGCUUAGUCCUGCUGGCCACGUGACCCGGAAGCUGUACGCCGGCUCCCUCGGCCAAUAAAGCGAGAUGAGCGCCGCAACCCCAGAGUCGUCCGCGACUGAACCUAAUGGUCAGGGGUCCUUUACCUAUACAGUGGUACCUCGGGUUACAUAUGCUUCAGGUUACAUACGCUUCAGGUUACAGACUCCGCUAACCCAGAAAUAGUACCUCGGUUUAAGAACUUUGCUUCAGGAUGAGAACAGAAAUCAUGCUCCGGCAGCGGCGCAGCGGCAGCAGGAGGCCCCAUUAGCUAAAGUGGUGCUUCAGGUUAAGAACAGUUUCAGGUUAAGAACAGACCUCCGGAACGAGUUAAGUUCUUAACCUGAGGUACAACUGUACUUCUAAAGAAUUGUGUGCAAAAGGGUGUUCCCCAUGACACAGGGAAGCCACAGUCCACCCCCUCUCAUUAUGGUGGGACCAAAGGCUUUUCCAGACCGGUGGCUGCCCCAUACCCUUUUAGGCAGGCUCAAUUCCCCCAGCAUCUCAUGGUAGGAAAGAAUCCAGUUUGAUAAUGCAGGCUUCCGCUUGACUAGGUGCAGGGAAUCCUUGGCCAUCUAGAUGUUGCUGAACUACGUCUCCCAUCACCCCUAGCCAUUGGGCAUGCUUGCUGGGGCUGAUGGGAGCUGCACUUCAGCAACGUCUGGAGGGCCAAAGCUCUCCUCCCCACCCCUAAACGGCCUUAGCCCAGUAUACCUGAAGGAGCAUCUCCACCUCCAUUGUUCUGCCUGGACACUGAGGUCCAGCUCCGAGGUCCUUCUGGCGGUUCCCUCGCUACGAGAAGCCAAGUUACAGGGAAUCAGGCAGAGGGCCUUCUCGGUGGUGGCACCUGCCCUAUGGAAUGCCCUCCUAUCAGAUGUCAAAGAGAAGAACAACUACCUGACAUUUAGAAGACAUCUGAAGGCAGCCCUGUUUAGGGAAGCUUUUAAUGUUUAAUAGGUUAUUGUAUUUUAGUGUGUUGUUGGAAGCCGUCCAGAGUGGCUGGGGAAGCCCAGCCAGAUGGGCGGGGUAUAAAUAAUAAAUUAUUAUUGUUAUUAUUAUUGUUAUCAUUAUUAUUAUUAUUAGUGGCUCCCCUCUCUUUCCCCCUCUCUUUGCGACAUCGCUCCUCAUAGCUGAGGAUCCUUUCCUUGUGCCCUGGAGAAACUUAAAAACCUAGGACUGGAGCGUGAGAGGCAUACCUUAAACAAAAACAAUAAAUCCUGGCUUUAUCUUCCCGCCCUUGCACCCUAGAACUACAACGGCGUGUCGGACGUGGAGCUCAGAGUGGCGCUUCCAGACAUCACGACAGUGACCGUCCGGGUCAAAAAGAACAGUACCACGGACCAGGUGUAUCAGGUGAGGAGGGCAGGGGGGCAUCUAGGGAUGCGAUUCCUCACCGGCAACAGAGAAAGAAAGACAGAAACAGGCUCGGAUUUCUUUACUUUGUGCACUGUUUUUAAGGAAGCCUCCUUAGACUUUUAGAAAUGUGAGAAGCUGCCUUCUAUCGAGCCCAGACUCUUGUUCCGUCCAGCUCAGCACUGUCUGCACAGACAGGCAGCAGCUGUCUCGGGUUUCAGACAGAGGGUAUCUCCAGGCUUAACUUCCCAUUCUGCACGUGACGCACUGAGUCGUUUGUGUGGGAAAACUCCACCCUGAGAGACAUGAAAAGGGAAGUGUGGGGCACCCUUCGUGGCUGUCCGCAUCGGGGUGUGCCACUAUGAGCGGCUCUUUGCCUGUCUCCAGGAGCAGAAUGAGGCCUCUCUGCACCAAGCAGAGGAAGCUGGAAGGCCAGGUCAUUGUCUCCAGCCUUUCCCACCCCUGCUCAGUUCAAAGCCCCAGCCCUUUCCUCCUCCUCUCACAUCUCCCCAAUAUCAGGAAUUGAAACUGGGUGGAUUGAAAAGAGCUGAGCUAACCAUCUCCAGAGCCUGAAUCACUUUGCAAGAAGAAGCUGCACUGAGUCCUUGCUCUAAAACAGCCUUUCUCAACCUGCGGGUCCCCAGAUGUUGUUGGACUACAACUCCCAUCACCCCUAGCUAGCAAGGCCAGAGCUCAGGGAUGAUGGGAGUUGUAGUCCAACAACAUCUGGGGACCCACAGGCUGAGAACCGCUGCUCUAAUAUAACAAGCAGAUGUGGAGGUUGGGUCAGGCUUCAUGGCUCUGGCCUCAGAGUCAGGCUUGAGAAUUAGCGGCUCACCCCCUUUUCAUCAUCAUCAUCGUUAUUAUUAUUAUUAUUGUAACGUAAUAGCCUUUACGAACAACCUCAAGGUACAGUGGAGCCUAUUAUGAUUAUUACUUAUAAAUUUAUUACUCGCCAUUCACUCUAAGGCAGGGUUACUCAACCUUGGGUCUCCAGCUGUUUUGGGACUACACCGCCCAUCAUCCCUAGCUAGCAGGACCAGUGGCCAGGGAUGAUGGGAAUUGUAGUCCCAAAACAGCUGGAGACCCAAAGUUGGGAAACACUGCUCCAAGGUGCCAGGGUGGGCCACAGCAUUAAAAGCAAAUGAAAACAUAUUGGCUAACAGAGUGAGCCCCUGUCUGCAUUCAGCCCUGUCAGUUGGUCAGCGUGACAGAAUGUAGAGAAUUGACACAUAUAAUGUAAUCUACCAGUGUGUGUAUAUAUAGAUAAAUACUUAGUUGAGAGGGGUUUUUUAUUCAUUUUUUUUUGUAACAUAAUGAGCUUUACUAACAACCCAGAGGUGCAACAGCAGGGUAUUUCAUCACACCGUGUCCAACCAUAAGAAAUAAAGUCACACCAGCUGACAUAAAAGAGUUCUGGGUCCUCUGUCCCUCUAGAGGCAUGCAAUUGAUGUUAUUUCCCCCUGCUAUAGCCAAAGUCCAUACGUUCGUAUAUGACACAAAGACAGAGGUAGAUUUUCUGAAAGGUUUUCCACUGCUGGGCUGUUGAAAUCCUAGCUGCAGCUAACGUUUGUGGAGUGACCAGUUUUCACAUUAUCAGACUGCGUACUCAGUGGCGACAGUGGUGGGAAGGCCUGAACAGGCGAUUUGAGCUAUUUAUUGAUAUAAUUUGAGAUAUUUAUUGAUGUGCUUGAGACCAGAAUAACGAACCCCAAGGGCACCAAAGAUGGAAGAAUGUCCUGCAAGCGACAACCCUGCCAGCCGUCCUGUGUGUAUAUUAGCAUCCCUUGAAGGGACAGUCGUGUGCCCAGAGACAGCCCGGCUGUGCCUUGCACUGUCCCAAGGAUUAACCCCGCCCCCCCAGUUUGUCUGAUGCUUAUUCUUUCUCUUCUCCCUCUUCUUGCCCUCCAGGCUGUUGCUGCCAAAGUUGGGAUGGACAGCACAACCGCCAACUACUUUGCCUUGUUUGAAGUGAUCAAUCACUCAUUUGGUGAGGCCUGAAGCCGGGUGGGAGGUUCAGAGUGUGUGGGGUGUGUGUCUUUCUUCUGCUUUUUCAGAGAUUUCCUUGAGCCCCUUCCCUAGGAGGGAAAAGCUCAAGCAGCAGACAAAAUCCAGAAAAAAUGAGAACUGCUAAGUGGGGGGAAAUGCCUUUAUAAGAUUCUACAUGUUGCAGAGGAAGUACCAUAUUGUUCGUUCUAUAAGACGCACCCAACCAUAAGACACACCUAGUUUUUGGAGGAGGAAAACAAGAAAAAAAAUAUUCCUAAUCCCAGAAACCAGAACAGCAAGAGGGAGUGCUGCGCAGCGAUCCCUCUUGCUGUUCUGGCUUCUGGGAUAGCCGCACAGCCUGCAUUCGCUCCACAAGACGCACACACAUUUCCCCUUACUUUUUAGGAGGGAAAAAGUGAGUCUUAUAGAGCAAAAAAUACGGUAAAUGAGCUUUUCUCUCUCCUCACAACCCAGAAUAUUGUAAUUCAGGGCCACCCACUGGAAUUAGGCAGUGAGAUAGUUUAAAAGGAUCUGGUGCGAGUUUACGCAUCUUUGUCUAUGGAUCCGUGGGGGGAGCAGGGAGUUAAAUGGGCACCCUCUGCAUAUGUGGUACCAAUUCUUCACCCCCCCCGCAUUUCUGCAUUCCCCCCCCCCCACAGUGCGGAAGCUGGCGCCCAACGAGUUCCCCCACAAGCUCUACGUGCAGAACUACACCUCGGCCGUGCCGGGGACCUGCCUGACGAUCCGGAAGUGGCUCUUCACCACGGAGGAGGAGGUCCUUCUGAACGACAACGACUUGGCGGUCACCUAUUUCUUCCACCAGGUGGGCGCCCUCGGGCGGUCUCUGCGCUCGCACGGUCUUUGUGUAUGUGUGUCCGUCCGUCUCCUCGCAGGCUCUUCUUUUUGAAGGCGCCCCCGGAUUGCAGAGGGUCUCACACGCACAGUGCCUGUAGAGACACGAGAGGACCAUAUGCAACAUGUCAUGUUGCAAUCUUUCCAGGGAUCGGGAGAAGGAGGUAAAAGGCAGCUGGGGUAGCAUGAACAGAAGUGCUUAAAAUCAUACAUGGCAUAGUGACAGUGGGCAGAGAGGUUUUCCUCUCUCUUUCAGAAUACAGUCAUACCUCGGGUUACAGACUCUUCAGGUUGCUUUUUUUUGGGUUAUAGACGCGCCGAAACCUGGAAGUACCGGAGCGGGUUGCUUCUGGGUUUUGGCGGUCGCACAUGUGCAGAAGCGCUAAAUUGCACUUUGCGCAUGCGCAGAAGCGUCAAAUCGCAACCCGUGUGUGUGCAGACGCAGCACUGUGGGUUGCGAACGUGCCUCCUGCACGGAUCACGUUCGCAACCCGAGCGUCCACUGUACUACAAGUGACACACGGGUUUAUGUCCCUGCCUACUGUGCAUAUGAGCAAAAUUGUGCAAAGCCAGGAACCCCUGGAACCGGGCUCACUCACUGCAAGGGUGCAAGGCUGCUUGCUUGCCUUUGGGAAGGAGGUGGCAGGGCCAGAAGUCCAGCACCUUCCUCACCUGGCUUUGGGAAGGUGGCAUGGGGACUCUGGGGUGCUGCCAUUGCAUAUUAGUGCAGGGGUGUCUGUGUGUGUGUGUGGGGGGGAAUAAAUAAAUGCAGAGUGGGUUUCCUCCACUCUCCAUUUAUUUAUUUAUUACGCCCCCCCCCACAAAGCUGCAAUUGCAAAAGUAAAAUGUAAAUAAAUUGCGAGUUACCUGAACUUUGCUUUCUUUACAGGCAGUCAGCAGACCAUUAAAACAUUCUAUAACAAUCAGCAGUUACCUUUGAUAAAACUAAUAACAGUGCAGAUUAAUAAAGCCGAAAGACACAGAAUCAAAAUGCUAGACUGUAUGUCAGGCGGUCAUAGGAUGCCUAUUAAAAAUACCUUUAUAUAAUAAUAAUAAUCGUAAUAAUUUAUUAUUUAUACCCCACCCAUCUGGCUGGGCUUCCCCAGCCACUCUGGGCAGCUUCCAACACAAUAUUAAAAUACAGUAAUGCAUCAAACAUUAAAAGCUUCCCUAAACAGGGCUGCCUUCAGAUGUCGUCUAGAAGUCUGGUAGUUGUUGUACUCUCUGACAUUUGGUGGGAGGACGUUCCACAGGGCAGGCGCCACCACCGAGAAGGCCCUCUGCCUGGUUCCCUGUAACUUGGCCUCUCGCAGGGAGGGAACCGCCAGAAGGCCCUCGGAGCUGGACCUCAGUGUCCGGGCAGAACGAUGUGGGUGGAGACGCUCCUUCAGAUAUACUGGACCAAGGCCGUUUAGGGCUUUAAGCAUAAGGACUAGAAACUUGGAAGUCCUAAUGACAGGAUGUCAGGAGCUGGCAUGGCAUUUGAAGUAAAACACGGAGAUCGACAGUGGAGUGGAAUGGAGGGUGAUCAAAACUGGUCUAGGCACACCCGGGUGAUAUUGUGGUAGCCGAGCCAAGGACAAACAAAAAAUACUGGCGUCUGCCCUAGUCGAAGAACCAGGCCGGUCUCUGAAUGCUUCUUAUGUCACCCAGGCUGUUGAUGACGUGAAGAAGGGGUACAUAAAAGCCGAGGAGAAGUCCUACCAGCUGCAGAAGCUCUGUGAGCAACGGAAGAUGGUCAUGGUAAGGGAAGUCCCCUACCCCCCCCAUUCAGAGAAAGGCAUUCUGGGAUGUGGGCUUUGCUGUUCCCGCCUGCUGGGCUGUAGCGCCUGGAAGCAGCGAAGUACCUUUUCUGUAUCGUAUGCGGAAUUUUGUAUCCUUUCCCUCUCUUUUGAUUGGUAUUUCAUGUUUAGAUUUGAUCACAUUGACUGCAUCAAGUUAAUAAAGUUUUAAUCUUGGCGAUGGAUGAGAUUGGAUCGGAAAUCAAAAGAGCGGCAUCAUCUGCAAAUAAACUGAUUUUAUGCUGUGCAUUUCAUAGCCCUUAAUGUCUGAAAACCUCCCUCGCUGCUGUUGCCAGAGGUUCCCUAGUAAUGAAUAGCCAAGAGCAGCAGUGAGAGAGGACAGCCUCGUUUUGUGCCUUUUCCAAUUUUAAUGUUGGUGUUUUCAAAGACGUUUAAUCUAAUGCUGGUUAUGCUUUCCUAAUACAGUUAAAUUUUCUAUUGAUUUUAAUCUAUUAAAAGAAAAUGGUAAGUAGGAAGCCGAUAAAGGAAAGAGGGGAGAGAACUGUACACACACAAAAAAUACUUUUAGAUAGGAGAGUUAAAAUUGAGUGAAAUGAAUUACAAGGCAAUACGCCAUUUAUUAUUUUACUGUUCCAACAUUGGAUGGACAGGGUUGGGAAGCAUUUUAUCGAGCCUUUUAAAUCCUCUUAAAUGAGCAUAUAAACGUGCAAGCAUCACUUUAUAACUAACCCUAAGAAGCGGGAUGUGGGAGCAACGCUGACUGUGCUUGAUUGGCUGGCCUUUCAGCCAAUCAGAUUAGAAAGCAGGGAGGGUGCAUCCUCUAUCCCUCCUCACUUCCUGCGACUUCCUCCCCUGCAGUACCUGAACAUGCUGCGGACCUGCGAGGGUUACAACGAGAUCAUCUUCCCGCACUGCUCCUGCGACUCGCGGCGGAAGGGUCACGUGAUCACAGCCAUCAGCAUCAAGCACUUUAAACUCCAUGCCUGCACCGAGGAGGGUCAGCUAGAGGUCAGCCGCCAGGGGUCCCUGGCUGGGGCGGUUGGGGUGGGUCUCCGCAGUGGGGCGAGAGCGGCUGAAAGGCCCCCACACCCAUGGAGGUCUUCGUUCCCUCUCGAUGACACCUCCGCCCGCUCUCCGCUCUCCCAGAACCAGGUAAUAGCCUUCGAAUGGGACGAGAUGCAGCGAUGGGACACCGAUGAGGAGGGCAUGGCGUUCUGCUUCGAAUACGCGCGGGGGGAAAAGAAGCCACGCUGGGUGAAGAUCUUCACCCCUUACGUGAGUGUGGGCCGACGGGGAAGACAGCGAGGCAUCGGGGAGGCGGCAGGGGCACGGAAUAUCUAGCGAUGCUUUUGGAGCUGCCACCAGGGGGCACCAGCCUUUGACCUUUGUGGGGAAGAGGCGUCUGGUCGGUGCAGCUCCGGCCGGGAUGGCAGAGCCGAAUGAGAGGAGCAAACCCUCAGUCCUGAGAGACGGUUGUGUUUUCUCUUUCUCUCCCUCCCACCCCAUUGCAGUUUAACUACAUGCACGAAUGUUUCGAGCGAGUGUUCUGCGAGCUCAAGUGGCGGAAAGAGGUGAGGAGUCCCGUUUGGCGUCAUUUAUGGUGAUGCAAAGCGUGUUUUUGCCUUCCACAAGGAGAUCUCUUCCCUACGGUUCUCAGUGUGAGAUCUCUUCCCCUACGGUUCUCGGUGCGCAAGACUGGCAAAACUUGUCUGCCAGGUUGGGAAAGGGUUUUGCAAAGUGGUCCUGCAGCAGCCACUAAGAGGUGCUCCUUUCAGGAGAGGGCAGAGACCCUGUUCAUGUCUAUCGCUGUCUUGUGCUUGGCUGAUUCCUGCUUGCAGGCUUCCUAUUAGAGCAGCGGUUCUCAGCCUGUGGGUCCCCAGAUAUUGUUGGACUACAACUCCCAUCAUCCCUGAGCUCUGGCCUUGCUAGCUAGGGGUGAUGGGAGUUGUAGUUCAGCAACAUCUGGGACCCACAGGUUGAGAAAGGCUGUAUUAGAGCAUCUGGUGGCCACUGUGUGAACAGGAAGCUAGACUAGGUGGUCCCUCUUUGGCCUGAUCCGGUAGGGCUUGUCUUAUGAGUAACAGUGUGGAGGGCUCUCGCCUUCAUCAUAAUUAUCAUCAUCAUCAUCAUCAUCAAAAUAAAUUUUUAUUUAUACCCCGCCUUUCCCCGUUCAAAAACCGGGCUCAGGGCGGCUAACAACAAAUUUAAAACAUUUAGUUGUAAAAGCAGCAUAAAAUACAGUAUAAAAACAUGAAUAACAAUAAAAUUCAAAAAGCAAAUAUCAAUUUAGGGGAAAUAAGCAUUGGAUAGUCAUCAGGGCUAGCUGGCUGAAUUGGUCCUACUUGGGCCAGCGAGGAGCCCAGGGGAGAAAUAGCUGUGGGGUCUCAGAGUGGGUGAUCUUCGUAAAAGGGGAGGGGGAGGGAAGAGAAGGGAAAUAAAAGAUCAGGCUGAAUUCAAAUUAAAAGCCAGGUGGAAUAGCUCUGUCUUACAGGCCCAACGGAAGGAGGUUAAAUCCUGCAGGGCCCUGGUCUCAUGGGACAGAGCAUUCCACCAGGUCGGAGCCAUCACUGAGAAGGCCCUGGCCCUGGGGGAGUUUAGUCUGGCCUCCUUAGGGCCUGGGACCUCUAAGCUAUGGUUAUUCAUGGACCUUAAGGUCCUUUGCGGGGCAGACCAGGAGAGGCAGUCCCGUAAUUAUGAGGGCCCUAAGCCCCACCUGUGGACUUGCUGGAAGAAUCUGUUUACCCACCAUGAGAAAGAAGCUGUUGAAUCCGAAGAGCCCGUUGGCCUGAUCUAGCUUCAGGGCUCUUAUGUGGCAUGUGCAAGCCAAGAACUGGAAGAGCUGCCAUUUUUAUUAUCUCUGGGAACCAGUGGAACGUUGCCUCCAAAUUCCUGGUUGCCUCCUUAGUCUUCCCACCCCACCUAGUGCACCUCCAGAUGUUUCGGACUCCCACAAUCCCCUGCUGGCAUAGCCAUGUGACGUUGGGGCUGGCAGGAACAGUGCAGGUGGUCAGAGCCCAUUUGCAGGUGCGCCUGGUUUGGGGGAAGACAAGCGAUCUGUCAAGGUGGACCUCAAGAGGUUUGAUUGGAAGGGUGGAGGAAGAGGCGGGGCUGACACCUCUGCUCCUGGAGCUGAUUGGCCGCCGCUCGCUUCCAUACUUCCUCUUAAAACAAUCCUGUCCUUUCAAAGGUGGAGGAAGAGGCGACAGACAAGGAUAACAAGAACUGCAGUAAAGACAACAUGUGCAGCAAGGUAAGGGGAUGAGGACCCUCCCAACCCCCCGUUUUCUAGCGCAAGUGCAGGAUAAGAGCUCUGCUUUUCCGUGUUGUGCGGAACGUGUUUGAGGUUGGGAAGAGCUAACCCCACUUUCUGGUCUGCUUCAAAGAGGUGCCCCGUUUCAAACUGGGCCGAGACGUCUUCCAAGACUUGAUCUGGCUCAAAACAGCAGUUUCUAAGUGUUGCUAAUAAUAUUAAUAGGGACACGGGUGGCGCUGUGGCCUAAACCACAGAGCCUAGGGCUUGCUGAUCAGAAGGUCGGCGGUUCGAAUCCCCGUGAGGGGGUGAGCUCCGUUGCUCAGUCCCUGCUUCCGCCAACUUAGCAGUUCGAAAGCACUUCCAAGUGCAAGUAGAUAAAUAGGUACUGCUCCGGCGGGAAGGUAAACGGCGUUUCCGUGUGCUGCUCUGGUUCACCAGAAGCGGCUUAGUCAUGCUGGCCACAUGACCCGGAAGCUGUACGCUGGCUCCCUCGGCCAGUACAGCAAGAUGAGCGCCGCAACCCCAGAGUCGGUCACGACUGGACCUAAUGGUCAGGGGUCCCUUUACCUUUAAUAUUAUUAAUAAAGUUAAGCCUGCAGCUUACUGCGGGAGUUCGUUCCAUUCUGGUGAUUGCGCCUAAGGCCAAAAUUGCAAACAGCCAAAGCAGGUUGGGUUCACUGGUGGGUGGGGUUGCCAAAGUCAUUUCCCCCAGAACCCUGCUCUCUUUCCGCCCCCCUUUAUUUAUAUAUUUCCCGCCAUACAUGUCAAGCUGAAUGCGCACGAGUUUAACGUGCAUACAUUGUGGGCUUAGCAUAAUAAUAAUUUGCAGUUGAAGUGGUAAUUGGCGUGGCCCAGUGGUCAAGGAUUUGGGAAUCCCAACAUCAUCUGUGCACCACGGGUGGUCCUCCCCCAAUCCCUGCUUUGAAAGUGCUCUUCUGAGCAUGCCCAGUAUCACUUUUCCUGCUUGGAAUCUUGGGAUUUGUAGUUUCUUUGCCUGGGGAAAGUGACUUUCCAUCACUCCAGGGCACGGCGGUGUGUGCCUGAGCCCAAGCUGAGGAUCUGGGUCUGCCGGCCGGCCGGCCAACCUCCUCUUAUGAACUUUCGCCUCCUGCUGUCCCCCCGCCGCUGAAGGUGCCCAUGAAAGCCCCUUCCGAGGAUUUUGUCAGCGUUCACCAGGAAUGCUUUCGCAACCCUGGCAGCUUUUAAGGCAGAUUUUGUGGGGAGGGUCUGUGUCCGUAGAUCACGUUUUCCAUUGCUUCUCUUGGUAUCUCAGCCGUCGUUCUCUCUCUUUUGGUCUCCUUUCCAGAACAUCUUUCAGAUGAUGCGGACACAGCACAGAGACAUUACGACUUAGCCUCGCGGCCGCCAUGGACAAAAACAGACAACCACACACAGACACACACACACAGACAGACCGAGAAGCAAAACGUAUUAUCCCUUUCCCCGCCCCCCCUUCCUGAAAAUUAACACUUUUAAAAAUGAAAAAGAGAGAGGGGAAAAUGGUUUAUUGUAUUAAAGCCCUUAAAACUAAAUAUUAAUAAUACCAUUUGUGAAUUUCAUGUUAAAUCAACUGGGGGGGCGGGGAGGGGAGGCAGGCAGGGAUCCAGCCAAGCUGUUGGAAGCAGGAAGGGUGGGAAGAGAUGGCGGUGGGAGCGGGGAAUCCCGUUUCUUACCACCGAAAAUUAUGGGGGGGGUCUUCUCCCCCCCACAGUUUGCCCCCCUUCCUGUUGUUCAAAGAUGGACUCUGCUGAGGGUUUUUUUCUGUUCUUUCCUUUUCCUUUUUUCUUUUUUUUUUUAAACAAACUGGAUAUAGAAAUGUACAUCCAUUUGCACUGUUUGGACAUAUAUAUGUAUGUAUGUAAAAAAAAAAUUAUAUAUACAAACUAUCACACACGUAUAUACAUAUAUAUAUAAUUUCAUCUCGGCGGCCGUUUAACUUUCAGAAUGCUUACAUUUCUACACGGAGUUUUCCUUCCUCCGGAAUUUGUCACGGUGGUGCUUCUUUUUCCUCUUGUAAAAAAUAAAUAAAUCUGGAACCAGGAAGAGAGGGGGCGGGAAUGGAAAACAGCAUUAAAGGAGCUGCCUUUGCUCUCAUUCAUAGGAAUUAACUGGAGCCGAAACAAAUUUCAAAUGCCAUCAUCGUCCAAUCCCAAAUUCUGAAACCAUGAAAGAAGUUUGAAUUUCAAUGCUUGAAGCCCCUUUUACAUGUGUGUGUGUGUGAGAGAGAGAGAAUUUCUUCCCCCUGUUUUUGUGGCUGCAUUUUGGGAUGUUGGCAGGAGAAGUGGGGGGAAGUCUCUGGACAGAAAGCAUUUCAGGAAAAACACUUUUGGUUCCAACUGGAUUGAAACAUC
This is a messenger RNA of Podarcis lilfordi (Lilford's wall lizard), 43186 nucleotides long. The record is from the annotation of a GenBank genome assembly. NCBI's taxonomy places the organism in Eukaryota, Metazoa, Chordata, Lepidosauria, Squamata, Lacertidae.